Messenger RNA from Solea senegalensis (Senegalese sole), 5798 nucleotides. It is a transcript of the gene tmem145, whose product is annotated as transmembrane protein 145. Lineage: Eukaryota; Metazoa; Chordata; Actinopteri; Pleuronectiformes; Soleidae. The record is from RefSeq and is a predicted model, not a curated record. Gene Ontology annotation, biological process: response to pheromone; G protein-coupled receptor signaling pathway.
CGGGGGAGAGAGAAAGAUGGAGGUGCGGGUCGUGGACAGACUCGCGUGCCUGGCCGCGCUGUGCAGCCUCCUCUGCGUGGACACGGUCCUCGGGAAAUACGUGAAAGGCAUCGUGAAUACCAAAGAGGACUGGGUUUUCCUCACUCGCUUCUGUUUCCUCACCGACUUUGGCCGUUUGGACUUCAGGUUCCGAUAUCCAAAGUCGCGCUGCUGUCAGAACAUACUGCUCUACUUUGAUGACAGUUCUCAGUGGCCAGCUGUGUACAAAAGGCCUGAAAAGAACUGCUACCAGAAGGAGGCAGUGCUGAGGCCCGAGAACAACCAGGUCAUCAACCUCACCACUCGCUACACCUGGUCUGGCUGUGUGGUGGAAGGAGACGGGAGCGAGGAGGUGCUGAGCUGCGUGGGUGGUCGUAGUUUCCGCUCGGUGAGGGAGCGAUGGUGGUACAUUGCUCUCAGCAAGUGUGGGGGCGAUGGCCUGCAGCUGGAGUACGAGAUGAAGCUGACCAACGGCCAGUCGUUCUGGACGCAGCACUUCUCUGCGGACGAGUUUGGAAUCCUGGAGACAGACAUCACAUUCCUGGUCAUAUUCUCCACGGUGUUCCUCCUCUCCUGCCUUUGCCUACAAUCUGAAGGGAGACAGCUUCUUCACACAACCUACAAAAUGUUUAUGGCUGCAGGUGUGGAGGUGCUCAGCCUGUUGUUUCACUGUGUCUACUGGGGCCUGUAUGCAAGAGAUGGAGUUGGCAACGGCAGCUUUAAAAUACUCGGGAAAUUACUGUUCUCCAUCAGUUUCUUGGUGUUCCUUCUCAUGCUCAUUCUGCUGGGCAAAGGCUUCACUGUCACCAGGGCGAGGAUCAGCCACAGCGGCUCGGUGAAGCUCAGCAUUUACAUGACGGUCUACACCAUCACAUAUGUCAUUCUCUUCAUCUACGAGGCAGAGUUCUUUGACCCAGGUGAAGUGCUGUACGCCUACGACAGCCCCGCAGGUUACGGACUGAUGGGCCUGCAGCUGCUGGCCUACGUGUGGUUCUGCUACGCCGUGCUGGUCUCCCUGAAACACUAUCCAGAGAAACAGCCCUUCUACGUCCCUUUCUUCACCACGUAUACACUAUGGUUCUUCGCGGUGCCUGUUAUGGCUCUGAUCGCCAACUACGGGAUUCCUCGCUGGGCCCGGGAGAAGAUCGUCAAUGGGAUUCAGCUCGGCAUCCACCUCUACGCCCACAUCGUCUUCCUAGUUAUCACAAGGCCCUCGGCAGCCAAUAAGAACUUCCCGUAUCAUGUUCGAACAUCUCAGAUCGGGAUCCUGUUGUCCAGUCCUAAGGGUGGUGAGGGGGCAGAGAGUUUCCCCCAUCAUGCUUAUGGAAACAGCUCCUUCCUGGGAGAUUCACAACCAAACUUCACUGAACUCUUCUCCAUCCAAUCAGAUCCAGUGAAGACGGUGGAGGAGACGGUGGCCUGUAAAGGACCAGAGGUGCCAAGGAACAGUGAGCAGAAGAUCAUCACCACCGCCGCUGACUUGACAUCGAUAUUGCCUCCGCCUCCGAUACCCCCCCGCCCGGCCACCCGCUCUCCCCCGCUGCCCCCUCGGCUCCCGUCCUUCACAGAAUACUUCAGCAUGCAGAGCGGUGGCGGCGGAGCCGGUUUCGGAACGAAGGCGUGAGGUGGCGAGAAGGUCAGGACAGAGGGGAGAUGAGAGGAGGUAUUGAAGGACAGAAUGACAGUACAAGUGAGAGGAGAGUAGGAAAUGGGGUGUCACUGUGUAAAAACAAAAGGGAUAGCUGGAAAACAAAAGCUUGAGAGAUUGGAAGCACAAAGACGUGAAUAAAUCCCUAAAUGGUACCUUUUUUACUUACAGUGAGAGGGUCGUGCUGAGCUUGUUCAAGAAUAAAGAAGCAAUACAUUUUUGAUGCUGACCAGUGAAAGUCACACAGGGAGACACAUGACAAAAUGGAUGUAGCCAGAGCAAUAGAACGAUAACUGUGCAAGAAGCAGAAGUGAACAAAAUUCUUAAAAUACCUUUGCUCAAAUAUGUAUGAGGCAGCGAUGGCGUGUGCACGGGAGAGUGUGUAAAUAGUUAAAACUGAGAGAGCUACCACUUCACAGAUACAGUACACACACACAUAUAAAGAAGUGUAUGUUGUGUGUGUGUACGGUAUUUAGACUGUAUAUAUAAAGUAUAUAUAAAGUUUUAUUUCGUUAAGUUUUUUUUAUGUGUUUAUGUGAUUUUUCCUCAUCAUGAAAUUCCAUUGAAACAAAUCUCAUUCCAAAUCCACAUUUUAAAAAAGGCCUUUUUUAUGUUUGGCAUAUUUUGAUAAAAUAUAGAUAUUUACUCUAUAUGGAGUUUGUUGGUUUAAUUUUUCUUCUAAAAUGUGUUUAUUACAGCCAGUUCUUCUGGUUUGAUAUGCUGAUGUGUAAAUGUAUAAUGUCAUGUUUACUGUGGGCACUUCAAGGUAAAAAAAAACGAAGCAUGUUUGUAUUGUAUUUCCUGUCCAGAGCACUGAUAUACUAUGUAUUCCACGUGAUCAGACAAUAAUUGGCUUCCUGUGUGUAUUGACAUGUAUUCUUUUGUAAAUACAUACAGUAGACUUCAGUAUAUUGUUUUGACAGGACAUGUUCUGUUGUUUUUCCAAACAAAGCUUUUAUUGUGCUGUAGGAAAACAACAUUAAAUACUAUUUUGGUUUAAGGUGGAGUGCAGAAUAUACUACACAUGCUCAAAAGUGUCAUUUCCAUGUAUGUAGAGGCUGGUGAAUGUAUUAAUGCAAUACAGGACAGGGAUGAUUUUCAAGUUACUGAAAUACUAAGGCUGGGUAUUUCCUACAAGCUCACGAUACAGAGGUUAAUGAUGAUAUGAUAUAUAUUGUGCUACACAAUUAUUUUGAAUGGUGCAUUGGUCCUUACACAGGGACGUCCCCCGAUUUCAGAUUUCCAAUCUGGCACUCCAUCAAUAUCACUUCUGUCGUAUUUGUUUCAUCAUUCGAUUUGAAUCUGUAGACGUGUUGCUAUGCUGUCAGUGAGCGCCAAUUACCAUACUUGAGUGGUUGUCAUUGACUGAUAUUGCUAAUAAUUGAUAGUACGUGAUAUGUUUGCGUUCAUUCAUUUUUCGUGACUCCCGACACCAUUCGCGACUUCUGAUGUAAAUGGGACGCAACAAAAAUCUGCUUCAUUAAUCCUUAACAACACAGCAAUGGCAGUGGUCAUGUGGGACAUCAUGUCAGUUGACUUCUGCUGCCACCCACUGGCUUUAUUUUACACUGCACCUUAGUGUCUCAAGACUACUAUCACAGCAUUUGCUGCCCUAUUGAUUCUGUCACAUCUGAAUCAAUACAUACAUAAUGCUCAACCCUAUGGAAAAGGGUAGUACAACUUUAUUGGACUCUCUAUUUAGCUUACAACUACAGCUGCGACGACUAAUCGAUUAUUCGAUCAAGAUUCUUUUCAACUUCAACUGAUUUUUCUUAAAUGUGAAUAUUUUCUGGUUUCUUUGCACUAAAGGAAUCAUUUUGGUUUGUGGACAAAACAAGACAUUUGAGAGCGUCAUCAUUUUAUAACAUUGUGUGUUUAUGGACCAAACAAAUAAUCUGUUAAUUGAGAAAAUAAUCAAAAGUUUAAGUCGGUUAUGAAGAUGAUGAGUUAGUUAGUUGCAGCCCUACUCACAACCACUCAACUUUAUCCUCACCCCGUCUCGCACCUGAAACAUGAAUUCAUUGCAGUCGUCUACUCUUUGCACUUGCGUACUCAAAUCGUACGUAAAACGUUUCUAGUUUUGUAUCCUAAAUUUGAGCAAUGGCAAAAAAAAGAAAAGAAAACCUUGUAGAUUAACUGUGAAAAGAGCAACACAACUGUACAUUGUGUCUGUCCUGCAUGGAGCACUUUAAUGUUCCUGGUCUUAGUCUCUUUAUCCGUGAUGAUGUCACCUCAUAACAUCCACUAGUAUUCCAGUUGCUUACCCUUGUAAAUGUGUUUUAUUACAAAAUGUCUCAAUAUAAUUUCAUGUUGAGUCACUGAGUUCACCACCAGCUACUGGCAUUCGAGAAACUGCUAAUGGGGAAAAAAAUGAAAUGACACUAACACAAGCAAGUUAAUGAUUUUUUUGAUUUUUUUUGUGGUAUUUGGUGAAUAAUAUACAGAUUGUAGGGCUGAACGCUUUUGUUAAAAUAUCUAGUUUGUUUAAAGACGGCCUCAGUUCAGUGUUCCUGUGUAGAUUUAACCAUCAGAACAUUAAAGGAACAGUGUGUUGGAUUUAGUGGCCUCUAGGGGUGAAGAUACAUACUGCAACCAGCUGAAAUACAAGACUCAGUAAAAGAGAGGGAUGACAAACCCCACAUUUCUUAAUUUUCAGGUGAUGAUAAAAGAUAAACUGGAGGAACGGCCCUCAGAUUCUUUUUCGUCUUCUUCUUGCAUAUUUGGCACAUAUUUAUUUUGAGUUCGAGGACCUGGUCAAUGCAGCUUGGAGCUUUAUUUUUAAAUAUUGUAUUUAAUUUUUCUUGACAUAUGCUCUUAAAUUCUACACACUGCACCUUUAACGGUUCUAUAUUCCAAUACCAAGUUAAAGAUGAAUUCAACAUGUGUUCUUUGAUUCGUAGAGAACAUAGAACAAUCAAAUAUUGAUUUAGCUAAUGUUUCAGAUGAUGUUCAGCCCUGUGUACCAGUGGAAAUGUUGCUGUAACUUUAGGAUGUUAGGACUGCGUGUUGUGUCUAUGGUAAGAGUGUUGCUAGAGAUGUAACUUGAUACUUGAUUUAGAGUAUUAGUCGUUCUUUCUGAUUAUGUGUGUGCUUUCUAUUCGGCAUGUCUGCCAUUUUGUCUGCUGUUUCCUGACGCUACAGUUGCCAUGACUCCACAGAACAGACGUUGUUGGUCACUGGUACUGCUGUCACUGCUCUGACUGUGCAGAUGUUGACAUUAACACAGGGGUUCUCAAAUGUUUUGGGGGCGAGGGACCUUCAGGUGCACCACAUGCGUUUGCCAUGGCCGACUUCGUAGCAAAAGUCACUGAUGUUACUGAAGCAAUGGCGACUUGUAGGGUGCACUCUCUCCUUAUUUGACCAUGUAUUGUUUGAGCUUAUAGUCUCAAUCUGCCCAAGAACGCCUUUUUUUUGGCCAACUACAGAAUCUCCUAAACAGGAAAACAAUCCACAUAGUUGGGAUUAAUAUGGUGAUAACAAAUAAUCAACUUCUAACAGCGUUUGUAUACGUCCAACAUGGUGGCCACGGUCUUUUGAUUCGGCGGUCGCAUCUAAGUGACUUUGAGUGAAUUGAUUUUCUAAUCCGAGCAGAACGAAACUAAAUCACAACAUGUUUUGAUGACGUACGCAGAGGUUGAUGCGCUCUGCGUACGUCAUCCAGAUCACCGGUGUCAUUGGUUGGAGCUCUAUCCAAUUGCGUGGAAGUGGGAGGUGACUACAGCCACACCCAGAGACACUUCAAUGACUGUCGUCAGCUCUGUGUUAAAACUACAUAUCUGAUUGCAUGUCUUUGGCGUGUGGCAGUAACCUUGAGGUUGACAGACUGUAUCCAUGCAGUAUUACCCCAUCAGGCAUCAUUUUGAUGCCCAGUGUUCCCCCCUCUGAACCCCACUUUGAGAACCACUGCGUUACUGUGACAGGACUUCGACACACACUUAAAGAGAUUAUGUAUGCAUGACAGAAAACAGCACAGCUUUUCAGAGCGAUCUGGUUAAGAGCACAUCACUGAAGCACUGUUCAGAUGCAUUUUAAUGGUGUCAAAUGACUAUUCUAAAUACGCUGUACAUAUACACUUUUUGCCAAAAUAAUAAAAAAUAUUGUUUUAUUAGAA